Messenger RNA from Ipomoea triloba (trilobed morning glory), 2479 nucleotides. RefSeq lists its product as uncharacterized. Bases 832 to 2013 code for a protein of 393 amino acids. NCBI's taxonomy places the organism in Eukaryota, Viridiplantae, Streptophyta, Magnoliopsida, Solanales, Convolvulaceae. The record is from RefSeq and is a predicted model, not a curated record. The transcript has a single exon.
ACCAAAUCCAAAACAAAGCAAUCAUGCCCGCAUUCUCCGAUAUUUCCUAUCUUUCCCACUUUCUCUUUCCUCUCUAUCUUUUUCUCUGAUCAUAAUUAACUCAAAUAAAGCAACAAAAUAUUUAUAAUUUGUACCACAAAUCCAAACCAAGUCCUACAUACGAAUCCCACAGGUCACCGGUGUUGAUUUUUUCUCUUUUUCUUCUCCCUUCUUGCUGCUAUUCACCCCACCACUCAUUCAAAUCCUUUCUCUCUCUCUUUGUUCUUUCUACACGCACAGAAAAGAAAAUGGGGAAAUGCUGUUGCCUCUGAUCAAAGAUUCAAAGGCCUUAACUUUCUGACACUUUUUCCAGUAGUAUCCUUAAACAAAACUCUGUUUUCCUGUCUUUUUUCAUCCUUUGAUCAAUGCGAAAUUUGGCUUUAUUUGUUGUUUGGUUCUAUUCAUUGUGAGAAUUUUGGUAUGAGUCUCAGUAUUUGCAGUUUAGCUUUGAUUAUUGUUUUUCCAUUUUGAGAAACGGAAAAGUGUAUACUUGAACUCUAUUGAUUGAGCCUUGAAGUACUAUAAUUGCCUGCCCUGUUUCGCAUUUACAGAGAGAACAGAAGCUUCUCUCUCCCAUCGAUCCAAGUGAAUCUUCAUUGAUCUUUGCAACGGAGUAUCUAUUUCCCCAUUUUUAAUUAUUCCCUCCACUUUAUUUUUUGCUCUACUCGAAAGAAAUCUCGGAAUCGCUGCCAAAUCCAGCUCAGAUCAUCUGGGAAUGUUCUUUCUUUCUUGAUCUGCAAACAAAGAUAAAAACUUGAUUGAAUUUUUAGCAGACCAGAGAGUUGUGCAGUAAUGGGUUGCGCUACUUCAAAGCCGAAAGUUUGCCGGCACUGCAAGGCUCCAUGUUCUCCGGUGCGCCGGAGCUAUUCAAUGCAAGGGGAGGCCUACCACAGCGUGGCUCUCACCUCCUCCACGCUCGGGUCUCUGAAGCUCGAUCCGCUAUAUCAGAACCAGAAUCAGAGCAGUAUAAGUAUAGAUAAAGAUGGGUUUGGUAUGGGAUUUAUUGAGGCAAAAACAUGGUCAGAAAUGAUCAAUGAAAAGAUUCCGAAAUUGGUUCCGAAAACGCCGAUAAGCACUCCUCCCGGCGAGCCGGAGACGAUCAAUGCUUGGGAGUUAAUGGAGGGGCUAGAAGACGUUAGCCCCCUCAAGCCUCCCCACCAUGUCCGAAGCUUCUCUUUCCACGUGUCACGCAAUCCCACUCCCUUCCCGGACGAUCAACCGACUCCGAGAGUGAAAGACGACACCGACGCAUCAAUUAAGCCGCCGUGGGUGGAAUCCGGCGACGAAGAAUCGAAUUCCACAUCAAACGACACCUCAAUCGCGUCGGAAUUCGACCCGGAGAUGAUAUCCGCUUUCCGGAAAGCGCUGGGGAGCGUUUCGCCGGCGAAUCCUCCGUUUCUCGGAGAAGAAGAGUACAAGAAGAAAUUGGGGAAAAACAGAGUGGUUGUGUACUUCACGAGCCUGAGAGGAGUGAGGAAGACGUACGAGGAUUGCUGCAAUGUUAGAGCGAUUUUGAAGGCGUUAGGAGUUAAGAUUGACGAGAGGGACGUGUCUAUGCAUUCAGGGUUUAAGGAGGAGCUGAAAGAGCUAUUGGGGGAUGGUUACGGCGGCGCGUGCUUGCCUAGAGUGUUUAUCGGUAAAAAGUUCAUCGGCGGCGCCGAUGAAAUCAGGCGAAUGCACGAGGACGGGCAGCUUGAGAAGGCUUUGGAAGGCUGCGAAAGGGCGGAUGGCGGUGGCUGCGGCGGCGGAGAUAGGGGGAAUGGUGGCGUUUGUGAGAGCUGUGGGGAUAUAAGAUUUGUGCCGUGUGAGACGUGUUCAGGGAGUUGUAAAAUUUACUGUGAAGCUGAUUAUGAUGACGAGGACGAGGACGACGAGGAGUUUGAUGAUAAUAAGGAUAAUGAUGAUUAUGGUUUUCAGAGAUGUCCAGAUUGCAACGAGAAUGGACUCAUACGAUGUCCAAUUUGUUGUGACUGAUACAUUUUUCUCUUUGGUGCUUUUCUUGUGACAAGAGAGUGAAAUUGCCUACUUCGGACGAGACAGUCUCAGUUUAUGAAAGGAUAAAUCAUGGUGACUCAACUGAUUAAAAGAAUUUAGAUUUUUGCUCAAAAAGUUCUCAUUUUGAGAGAUUACUCUACAUUGUUGUUAUUAAGACUCGAUCAUCGAUUUUUUUGGUGUUUUUCUAAAAUCAUUGUGAAGAUGCAUACUGUACAGAGGAGUUUGAUGAUGUUCUGAGGAGAGAUUUAUGACCCAAUUACCAUAGGUAUAUUAUAUAAAAGUUGUGUUACUCACUACUAGCUAGGUUUACAGAUUGUAAUGAGCAGAGCAUAUAAUAUAACUAUAUAAGCCACCCAGUGUCCUCAAAGCUUGUAAUGCAUACAAUUUGUGUCUUGCCACUUGCGUUUCAACUUUCAACCAACAGUACAGUUUAUCCGUUUUGCAA